AUGGUUAUGACAGAGCAAUUAGCAGAAGGAAUCUUGGAAGAGGUGCCCGAAACACCUACGGGGGAGGUCAUCCGUUAUAUUCCUCAUCAACCAGUGAUCCGAGACCAGGCCGAAUCCACAAAUGUGAGGAUAGUUUAUGAUUGUUCAGCUAAGACACAUUGUCAAGUACCUUCCUUGAACGACUGUUUGGAAGUAGGACCCCCUUUACAACCCAUGUUAUUUGACAUCCUUCUUCGAAAUCGUCUGAAGAUGUUGUGUAUCACAGGAGAUAUUCAAAAGGCCUUUCUUCAAAUUAAAGUGGACCCAAGAGAUAGAGAUGCUCUUCGCCUUCUGUGGUAUGAGAACCUCGACUCAAGAACGAUUGCUGAUGAGUUGCUAAAAAACACCUAUGUGGACGAUGUUCAAUCAGGCGGUGAUUGUGUAGAAGAGCUGAUCAGUUUCAAAAAGGAGGCCACGCGAAUAAUGGAAGAAGGAGGGUUUCACCUGCACAAGUGGCACGGCAACAUUCCAGAGUUAGAAGAACCACAGCGAAUUGAUGAUGAAACCCUACUAUCACAAGCAAGCUCGACUUAUGCAAAGUUAGUGGUUGGAACCCAUUCCCAAGAAACAAAGAUACUUGGAGUACCUUGGAACAAGGCAGAAGACACAGUUUCAGUUGGUUUCAUAAAGUCAUUGGGAACAAUGAGUGACGGUCCCCUUACCAAGAGAAAGAUGUUAUCAGCCAUUAAUGGUGUUUAUGACUUGUUGGGACUUGCAGCACCAGUGAUCAUCACGGGAAAGAUCCUGUACAGUGAGGUUUGCUUAAGGAAACUGAGGUGGGACCAAGUGGUAACAGACGAGAUACAAAGAUCUAGGAACAACUGGCUGAAGGGAAUGGAAAAGUGUCCUUCAAUAAGUGUUCCGCGCAGGGUUGUGAGUAAAGAUGUUAGAAGAAUUGACCUUCAUGGUUUUGCUGAUGCAAGCAAGCUAGCAGUUUCAGCAGCAGUUUACGCACUUGUAUUUCAUCAUGUUGCUCCAGUUCACCAGAGCCUGCUUGUUGCGAAGUCAAGAAUAGCACCAAAACAACUGUCAAUCCCACGGUUGGAGCUUAUUGCAGCACACACCUUGAGCAAAUUGAUGAAUCAUGUCAAGGAAGUAAUGGAAGAGGAGGAUCUUGAGAAGAUCGGAGACGAAGAAGGAACCAGACGAAUGAGGUUUCUGCAGAAAAGCAAAGAGCAUCUUCGAAAGAGAUUCGUGAAGGAGUAUGUGCACGCCCUUGAAGAAAGACAGCAGCCGCCCACCGGUAACAUUGCCGAAAUCCCGAACACAGGAGCGCCGGUGUUGCUUAAAGAUGAAACCAAGAAUAGAGCACUGUGGAAGCUUGCACGAGUGGUAGGAAAGGUCACGGGUAAGGAUGGAACAGUCCGAGGAUUGAAGCUUAAACAAGGGAAUGGUUAUAUCGCGGAGCGCCCCUUGCAACUUUUAUGUAAACUAGAAAUUGGAGUAGAGCAUCCUGACUGCCAGCUAAACCCAGAAGCAGAAGUGUUCAUACCAAGAUUGAGACCAAGUAGAAGAUCCGAGGAGAUCGCAAACGAGAGAAUCAAGGACAUUAUUUCACAAGAAGUUUAA
Molecule: messenger RNA, 1608 nt
Organism: Pocillopora verrucosa
Lineage: Eukaryota; Metazoa; Cnidaria; Anthozoa; Scleractinia; Pocilloporidae
Source: RefSeq, a predicted model, not a curated record